Xyrauchen texanus (razorback sucker) is the source of this 1804-nucleotide messenger RNA. It is a transcript of the gene ankrd29, whose product is annotated as ankyrin repeat domain 29. The record is from RefSeq and is a predicted model, not a curated record. The transcript is spliced from 10 exons. Bases 117 to 1139 code for a protein of 340 amino acids. Gene Ontology annotation, molecular function: protein binding. NCBI's taxonomy places the organism in Eukaryota, Metazoa, Chordata, Actinopteri, Cypriniformes, Catostomidae.
CGCUGUUGAGGCAAAAGCUCGUUCAUGCUCGUGAGUUCAACAGUCACUGCGGUAAACAGGGCAGAAAAACAUUUCAUUCACAUCUUCAGAGCGGCAGAAAGAAACACGCAUUGUGAAUGAAUGGGCGCUGCCGACAAUGCAAAAGAGACCGCACGAACAAGCAACAUAAAGCUCGAAUGAAGAUCCUAGGAUGUCUUUCAAGCCUAUGUGUGAUUGUACGCCACCGAGCAUGUGCUUGUUUAUGUGCCCGACAGAAGGAGACGCCCCUUGCCAACGCUGUGUUUUGGGCAGCAAGGAAAGGAAACUUGGCCUUGCUUCAGCUGUUGUUGAAUAGUGGCCGAGUGGAUGUAGACUGCAAAGAUGGUUACGGCACCUCAGCGUUAAUGGUGGCUUCCUACAGUGGUCAUUAUGACUGUGUCCGGGAGCUCAUUAUGCAAGGUGCAGAUAUCAACCUACAGAGAGAGACAGGUUCCACUGCCCUCUUCUUUGCUUCACAGCAGGGACAUAAUGAAAUUGUCAAGCUGCUGUUUGAAUUUGGAGCAUCUACUGAGUUUCAGACAAAGGAUGGUGGCACGGCACUUUCUGCAUCCUGUCAGUAUGGUCACUCUAAAGUGGUCGACACCCUGCUGAAGAACGGAGCAAACGUCCAUGACCAGCUUAAUGAUGGUGCAACACCUUUAUUCUUGGCUUCCCAGGAGGGUCAUGUGACCGUCAUACGUCAGCUUUUGUCAUCUGGGGCUAAAGUCAAUCAACCUCGAGAGGAUGGCACGGCUCCACUCUGGAUGGCAGCCCAGAUGGGACAUUGUGAGGUGGUGAAAGUUCUGCUUCUACGAGGUGCAGACCGCGAUGCAGAUAGGAAAGAUGGCUCCACAGCGCUGUUCAAGGCUGCACAUAAAGGACAUUGUAAUGUGAUUGAGGAACUCCUCAAGUUCUCACCUUCUCUCGGUCUUCUGAAGAACGGUUCUACUGCUCUUCAUGCAGCCGUCAUGGGCGGAAAUCCAAAAACAGUUGCACUUUUGCUGAAGGCAAAUGCUGAUCCAGCUCAACCCAACAAGAAUAACGAACUGCCAGAAGAUCUUACAAAGAACGAGCGCAUCCUUAGAAUCCUGCGACUGCCCAUUCUGAAUGGAGGGAGUUGAUGACUGCUGUGUUUGGUCGUUGCUCUUUGCAAUGUUUGUUUUUAGGUCCAUGAAAAAUAAAUGCACUACAUCCUCCCAAGAGAGGUGAAUGUUACAGCUUUCCAGUCUCAUAAUAGCAGUUUUAAUGGUGCUUGCUUGCAGCUUCUGAAUUCAGAUCAACAAUACAAAUGCACUGACAGUAUUCAGCUUAUUCUGUAUCCUGGAAAUGUUACUUUUUUCUUUUUCUUUUUACUUACAAAUACAGUCUAUUGCAUCUAUGACAUUGGCAGGUGUAGGAUGCUGCUGCUUAUGUUUGGUUCAUUUGUUGUGUUUUAAACUUGAUAAUGAUACAGUGUCUUUUUCUCAUGUCAAUAUAUUUUAAUUAAACUAUCCAAAAUUAGGUCCUAAUCUCCUAGGACAAAGAAAAACAAUAUCCAACUGCAUUUAAAUCCCAAAAGUUCAAUACAUGCUGGUUACUUGUUGAGAGUUUUUAUUUAUUACAUUUUUUUUUGCCAUAUUUAUUUUCAACUGAAAUGCAGUUUAGACUUUAUAUAUAUUUGUUUUCACACCCAAACUUGAAUUGGGUGUUUCAAUACAUUUGUUUCUUAACAUUGAUUUUGUUUAUCAUUUUGUCUUUGUGUAAAGUGUGGUGAACUGUAUGUUUGUAAACAAUAAAUGUACAAAAU